Messenger RNA from Chaetura pelagica (chimney swift), 756 nucleotides. RefSeq names its product inhibin beta C chain-like. Gene Ontology annotation, molecular function: cytokine activity; growth factor activity. The transcript has a single exon. Gene Ontology annotation, cellular component: extracellular region. Gene Ontology annotation, biological process: SMAD protein signal transduction; BMP signaling pathway. Bases 1 to 756 code for a protein of 251 amino acids. The record is from RefSeq and is a predicted model, not a curated record. NCBI's taxonomy places the organism in Eukaryota, Metazoa, Chordata, Aves, Apodiformes, Apodidae.
AUGUCUUCCUCUGGCUUGGGGCUGCAGUUCCAGUUCAGCGAUAUGCAAGACCAGGACAUUCAUAUCCUUCAGGCUCAGCUUUGGCUCUAUCUUCGAGUUCCCCAAGACGUGGUAGCCAGCCUCACCCUGAGAAUCUUCCUUGCUGGUGAGGAAGGUGAUUUGGUGGGAGGCAAUCGCACAUUGCUGAGCGAGAGGCGACUGAGUGCUAAGGGCAGUGGCUGGCGUGCCUUCACCCUCACGCCUGCCAUGCAGAGGUUCUUUGGGGGAAGGCGCAGGACCCUGCGGCUAGAACUGGAAAGCCAUGGGGACAGGGGUGAUAUAACAGCAAUAGUUAAUGCCAGCUGGUCCCAUCAGCCCUUCUUGGUGGCCGAAGCAAAGGUGCAGGACCCAGGACACCAUGUGGCCAAGCGCAGCCUCCGCUGCAGUCAGAACUCCAACUUCUGCUGCCGCAAGGACUACUACGUGGAUUUCCGAGACAUCGGUUGGAACGACUGGAUCAUUAAGCCUGAGGGCUAUCAGAUAAACUACUGUGUGGGCCAAUGCCCUAUGCAUGUGGCAGGCAGCCCUGGGAUGGCCUCUUCUUUCCACACAGCUGUCUUCAACCUUGUCAAAGCUAACAACAUCCAGGCAUCGGGGCACUCUUGUUGUGUGCCCACACGACGACGCCCGCUCUCUGUCCUCUACUUUGAUCGCAAUAGCAAUAUUGUCAAGACCGACAUCCCUGACAUGAUUGUUGAUGCCUGUGGCUGUAGCUAG